This is a messenger RNA of Patella vulgata (common limpet), 4873 nucleotides long. Its product is annotated as ETS-related transcription factor Elf-1. Gene Ontology annotation, biological process: regulation of transcription by RNA polymerase II; cell differentiation. NCBI's taxonomy places the organism in Eukaryota, Metazoa, Mollusca, Gastropoda, Patellidae. The transcript is spliced from 7 exons. The record is from RefSeq and is a predicted model, not a curated record. Gene Ontology annotation, cellular component: nucleus. Gene Ontology annotation, molecular function: DNA-binding transcription factor activity, RNA polymerase II-specific; sequence-specific DNA binding. Bases 17 to 964 code for a protein of 315 amino acids.
AGCAGUUUCUCAAAGGAUGAAUAUAACUAACUCCGAUCUGAUGGAUAUGUAUGGGGUAACAGGCUCUGAAGAAAUUGAUAUUGAACCACACGGACAGAGUUUGCAGUUUGGCCACGAUUUAGGAAUCAUGGAACCUUACGGCUUAGUGUCUUCUCAUCAUCCACUGAUAGAAUCCGAUUUCUUCAACCCCCAAUUUGAAACCCAGGAACUGACAGAGUUAUCCAAUGCAGAGUUUCGAGAAGGUCGUGAAAUCCCCAAUAUGUCUACUACAAAUUUAACCAUCUGCUCUAGCUAUCAUGUAUUAAACCCGAGUACCCCACCGGGAGUAAUAACAGACGACGACCUGGACGUUCCUCACUCUCGACUUUUAAUCAAAGAAGAACCUGAGUUGGACGAGUUUGAAAUAGGUCAGUAUAACAUCAUCAGUGAAGCAGACAUUGUCAUGCAGCCAAACUGGCCCAUAGACAACACUGUCUCCGUUGACAAUGAUAGCUGCUCCAACGAUGGUUGUUAUGAAUAUGCCAGAACGGCAGACGUCUUUAACAUUCCUAAACCAGUACGCAAUCUCAUUCCGCAUGUCUUCUCCGAAUCCGAAUCGGAUAGCAACGACUCCCAGGACAGCAAACCAGAACGCAAGAAACCCGGAAGAAAGAAGGGUCAAGUUUCCCGUGUAUUACAUUUGUGGGAAUUCAUCCGCGACUUAUUAAAAGAUCCAAAUUAUUCUGGUCGAAUUAUAAAAUGGGAAGAUAAAUCACACGGGGUAUUUCGUAUUGUAAAAUCCGUGGAGGUAGCUACUUUGUGGGGAGAAAAGAAGAAAAAUAAACGAAAAAUGACCUAUGAGAAGAUGAGUCGUUCAUUAAGAUACUCUAAACAAGAGGGUUAUUUCUGUGCGGUUCCAAAGGAAAAGAAGUUCCCCAAGAAACUGUGCUUUAAGUUUGGACCAAAGUCAAAAGGUUGGGAAUAAAUGAACACCAAAUGAAUAAAUGGUAAUUAUUUCACAAAACAAAGUACAUAGCUUUGAGGGACACUUAGUUAUUGAAGAACGUGUGCAAUUUUUAAAGAAAAUCUAUCCCUGUGAAAAGUUCAGUGGUCAUGGGAUUAUUUUACAAUGUGAACCAUGUGAAACUUUAGAGUGAGGGGAAACUUUAACACUAUAGAAUGCAGGUAUAUAUGAUGUUGGUACUGUGGUUUGUCAAAUAAGUGCGCGGACACACAUAUAGCGAAACGUCUGUUAAUGGAUUGAUAACAUUGAUAUUAAAGGACAAUGUUGGUGUCAGCCAAUAUUUUAUGUGAUAGAACUGAUUAAACACAUUCCAAAUUUUAACACAGAGAUCAUUGCUACGGUAGAUAUGUAACAUGAUUUGAAGAAACGAAAAGUGACACAAACAAAUGUAAAACACGAGUUUCCUUAUACAUUGUAACUGACUGAAGUAAGAGAGCGAUAACAGAUAUUCUGCGAUUUUCAGCUCACUGAUAAUUCCUUUGAAGACGAAAAGUUGUUAUAUGAGAUUGUGAGAGGAUAUCUGUUCGAAUCUGACAAUUCAUAAAAGAAUUGGCUGUCACUAGAUAAGAGAAAGCCAGAAAAACAGAAAUAGUCCGUGGAUUACCUUGUUUUGAUUAAUUCUAUACUUAAAAAUUUUAAGCGAUAACCAUAGUUUGUCACGGUAGACCUAUGAAAAAAUUAAAGUCAUAUCGUUUUUUUUUUUAGAAUUACUUCUGCCUCCGCCACGUGGAUUACAAAUUGCAAUUUGGUAUGCGCUCUAAAACAGCAAUUGGGCGUGGAUUCCUGUGUAGCCUACUUCUGGUCAGAUUGGAACAAAAUGUGAAAUUCGCUUGUAUUCUGCAACUGCAAAACAGACAAAAGCAUAAAAAAUACUGGCUAGGUAUGCGAAUUCCUAACAUGGGAAGUGGCAUGAGGUGUUUUAGGAAGAGUAAGCGUAUCCUACCCCGUAGCAAUGAUCCCUGUGUUAAAAUUAUAUUUGGAAUGUGUUGAACUAGUGCUAUCACAUAUGUAAUAUUGACUGAAGCCAAAAUUGUCCUUCUAUAUUCAUUACUUGACUUUAUGAUCAGAACAUAAGAGUUGGGAAAAAAUCUUAUUGUUUUGUAAACCAUUGUAACAAUCAUAAUUUACUUUAAUACAUCGAAGAUUUAGUUUUUGCAAACCAUUGUUUUUUUUAAAAAAAAACAACGACGACCAUGUUGUAUAUAGCCAACCACAAUCAAGUUAUCAUAAACUUAUAUUUAUUAACAACGAGUUUGUAUAUACUGUAGUUGUUAUAACUGAUAAAUUUUAAUCAGGCAUCGUUUUUAAAACAACGGCCUACUUUUAUAAAUUAUUAUUAUUUUUAGCAACAGUUAUUGCGUUUUAUAUAAUUUAUUUACAACAUUGAUGCAUGUUUUAAAACUACUUAUUUUUUUAUAUAAACAGCCACAUAUGUUUUAGCUGUAUUAUAGUUUAUAUUUUUGCAAGAGAUUUCUGAACAAAUGUGUUUAAGAAAGUAUUAGAUUUACAAAACUCCUAUUUAUUUAUAACCAAGGCUUGAUUCUUUUAAAGCAUUAUAGUUAAAUGAAAUGUUGAUUACAAAUUAUUAUUAUAACUGUUGUUUAUAUUGUUUUCAGCAAGGAUCGAAUGAUUUAUAAGACUGUUGCUUGAUUAUACAACCAUGAAAAUAAAUAGUAUAUUUGUAGAUGCCAAUUAAAUCUACUAACUACAACAUUAUUAACUGUGGUUUACCUAACAAAACAUAGACAUAAAAAAUCAUGACACUAACUUGCAUUGUUUGAUAAUAGAUUAUUAUAGAUAUUAGAUAAGUCAUUUUAAGAUAGCGUAAUUUAGUAAUAUCAAAUAUUCAUAUGUUCAGUAAUUUUCUAUCGGAUCAUACACGUAAGUUUAAUUGAGCGAUAAGAAUUCUGAACACACUAAGUUUUAUUAGCUGUAUGUACGUAUCAUAAUGCAUCUAACGCAGUGAACGCUUACUGCUGCCCCACCCCCCCACCCGGAUCAAUUCACUUGAAUUGAUAUUAAUUGUUGUUUAUUUCUUCCAAUGUUUGUGUAGUUUGUCUAGUUAGGUUUGUCUUUUCGGUUAUGUUUUGCGUGCAGUGCGGUUCAAGAAUCCAAAGAUCGAGUUAUAUAAAUAUUAUCGGAAAUUCCCACUUCACGAAUAGGAUAUUUGAAAGAAUCCUAAUUGAAACAUGGAGCUACAUUAUCAAGAAGAAAUACAAUUUCGAUAAUAUUUCCCUAUUUUCAUUUUAUAUACCGCCUUUAGCAGUUGUAUAGGCGGGCAAUCGAAACCAUGCUACUUGACUGUGUGGCAUACCGUUUAACCUUAAGAGCACGUUUUAAGCAUUUGGCCAGCCACCUCCACACACCCUCCCCCAACCACACACACACACGCACCCCUACGGCUGAAAGACAAAUAUAGCUUUUAUACAAAUCACAAUAAAAAGUAAUCCUGGUCAAUAACUUAUUCAAAUCGAUCAAUCAUAGUAGCCAUUUGUCAUUCUAUAGUUGGUUUUCACUAAGAUUGUAGACCUACGUCUGAAUGAUAUUUCAUUUCACUCCACUAAUAUCGAGUUCAAGAUGGUAUCUAACUUACAUUUUUUCUUUGAAUCACUUAGAUUACUAUCUAUAGAGCGUAAAGUUUUAAUAAUAAAAAUAUUAAUGGACUGUCUCGCGCACGGUGUCUUUAAAAAGGGCCCAGUAGAGAUUAUUAGACUUCACGACAUUGACUAUCAUAUUGUUUUAUGUGUUUACUGUUGAUAUUAUCAUUCAUUAUUUAUUUGUUCAGAUUAAUGUCAUUGUUCUGCUAUAUUCUAUUGGAAGCAGAUUACCUAAAUAACAAUUAUUAAUAUAGAAAUAGUUCUUAUCAACACAAAGUGUUAACAUAUAGUUAAAAGAAUUGUGUUCAUUUACUUGUAUAAUAGUUUAAAUGAAUAUAGUUUAUAUUAUUCUACUAUUUGUUAUAUUUUUAUUAUUACGAUUAUUCACUCACAUUUAGAUGGUUUAGCGAUGCUUUCAGGGUGGUUAACGUAAAAAAAUAUUUAUCAGACUGAAAAUGGUUUUAUAAGAUUGGCGGUAAGGUGGCAUGUAAGACAUUUUGCAGAGAUUUUCAAAUGACAUUAUUAUAUAAUGUGUCACCAAGCUUUAUAACACAUAUACUAUAAUGUAUAUUUAAUAACUAUGUUCUUACCUGACAUUGACUAUAAUCAUGUAUAAUCACGUGUUAUUGAAUGAAAGGAGCUGUCCCGAUUUACCCAGAACGCCUUAAAUAAAAGUGGGUUUAAUUAUGUUAAGAAAAUGUGACAAAAUAAAGACUCGACCUUUUCUUAAACUUUAACAUCAAAGAUCAUUGUGACCGGAAAUGAUAGACAGAUUUAGACAUUUAAGGAACUUCAGUCUUCAGUUGUAUGAGUGACUUAUAUAUCGGGUAGUUAUCAUUUAAAUUGUACAUGUAUAUAUAUUUUUGUAUAUGAAACGCUAUCCCAUACCCCUUGUCGGUGCACGUGGGGUCUCCAUGGACCCCAUGCACAUAUUUUAUGCUUUCUGAAAUUUAAUUGUUUUUCAGUUGUCAAAUAAACCCCUGCCUUUUAAUUCAGAUAUAUCUGUACGUAAAAACUUUGAAUUAUAACUGGGGUCCAUAUGGACCCCUUGAUACCUGCUAUGUGAUUCUCACAACGUGAACCGACAAGGGAUACAAUGUAGAGAUAUGUUCUCGCCUAGUAUUAAAACGCAUAUGAAUAUAUAAUUUACAUAUUUUAUUUGUACAUUAUCCGAGUGAAAACUUCUGUUUGAAAACAGUUUCAUUCCAUUCCAUUCCAGUUUCAUUAAGUUUUUGUAAGAAAAUGAAAUAAUAAAAUUUUAUUUUUUCUUGUA